Molecule: messenger RNA, 3297 nt
Organism: Actinia tenebrosa (Australian red waratah sea anemone)
Lineage: Eukaryota; Metazoa; Cnidaria; Anthozoa; Actiniaria; Actiniidae
Cellular component (GO): extracellular matrix
Molecular function (GO): protein binding
Source: RefSeq, a predicted model, not a curated record
GAUUUUCAAUCGACUGACAUAUUUGCCUUCUGGAAUUUUCAAGAACAAUCGCCUACUCUCGUCAUUAUUUUUGAACCACAAUCAACUAAAGUCUUUACCUGACAGGUUAUUGGAUAACAACAAAAAACUCACGCAUUUAAUAGUGCAUAGCAAUAUGCUGACUAAGAUGCCCGAUAGAAUUCUACGCAACAUGACGUUGUUGAAGAUAUUAAUGUAUCAUCAUAACAGGAUAUCUUCCAGGACCCUAAGUCGAACAUUGCUUUAUGAUCUGCCAAAUCUUUAUUCGCUUUUUGCGUCGUAUAACAACCUUGAAUACAUCCAAGAUUACUCUUUUUCGAAGAGUUCGUCUCUGAGUCACGUUCUAUUGAAUAACAAUCAACUGAAAUAUAUUACGAAUCGGACUUUUUAUGGAGCAUUUCAACUAAAAGCACUGUUCCUAAUGGCAAAUCCAAUCGCAUACAUCGCCGAUGGAGCUUUCUCUUCUAAUACCAAAAUGGAAACACUUUACAUAUUGCAAACCAACAUCAAAACUGUCAACGUGAARUGGUUUAACCUAUGGUUUAUUUACAAGAAUCGGACAGUAGUACAAAUAUACACAACAAAAACUCCAGAGGCAUUAACAGUAAGAGGUGAUAUAAUAUUUGGCUAUAAAAGCGCAGGAUUCAAAUGCGUCUUUGAGGAAGAGGUUUGUGCGCCUUGUUUGUCUGGAAGCUACUUAACUUUGUCUUUAGACCAAAGUGGGUUCAUCUGUACAGAUUGUCCAGCAGGUGGUUUUUACCAAGAUACCAUCGCUGUCUACGCUGAUCAAGCAUCGUACGGUAAUGGAUGCCAGAUGUGCGACAACGGGACGUUUGUGGGGAUAAGAACAGCACCAGGAAGAACAAAAGAAGACUGUAAACCAUGCCCUGAGGGAACAAACAAUCGUAUGUUUGCUGGAUUCAGAGCCUGUCGAUGCCAAGUCGGGUUUUAUCGUAUUGAUCGCUUUGACAAGUGCUACCCUUGUCCUGACUCUGGCGUCACGUGUUUUAACGAGUCGAUGACGCUGAAGGCUGGGUACUACUGGCAAUGGAAUUCCAAGUCAGAGAAAGAUUACUACAUCAACUUUACCAACAACCUACAAAUCUUCGACGACAGCUAUGAUAGAGACCUAGUUCAGUUUAAUGGAUCUUUCCCCAAACAUUACCAGUGUCCACGAUCAGAGUCAUGUCUUGGAGGACUGGACGGUGAAUGUGCUGAGGGUUAUACAGGUCCCUUGUGUGCUGUAUGUGACAAGAAACAUUACCAGCUCGUUGCAACCUGUUUCAAGUGUCCAGCUGUACACUGGCUUAUUUUCCAGAUUUGUGCCAUUUUCUUACUGCUCAUGACCAUAAUCUUCGUAGUCGUCAAAGGAAAGCAGCGCAAGGCAGGAGAGACACGCUCCCUUACCGACAUCAUCCUUGCUCGUCUCAAGAUCAUCGUGUCCUUCUAUCAAAUCUCUUCUGGUACACUCGACGCAUUCUCGUACGUUCAGUGGCCAAGUGCCUUGACUAAGAUGAGUGAGUACGCCAAAUUCGUUCAGCUGAACAUCCUGCAAAUUGCACCUCUACAUUGUUUCAAUUCUCGUCUUAAGAUGGAUGCGUACGCAGAUCUUGUUAUCACUUGUUCCAUGACUGCUGGUGUCAUUCUUGUAGCUUUGGCCUAUUACCACCUGAAGCGUGCUUAUCUUAGCAAAAGGGUUGGAAAAUCGUCCAUUCAAACUGACCUAGACACUACUAAAGAGGCCUGCUACCGUAACGUUUUCCUUUUUAUUUCCGUAACUUACCCACAGACAUGUUCAAAGAUAUUCCAAAUGCUCCCUGCAUCUUGCCACAAAAUCUGCCAAGACAGCAGCGAACAACAAUGUUCCUCCUACUUAAAGGCUGACUACUCCAUAACUUGCUUUACUGACAAAUACAACCAGUAUGUGAUACUGGCUUAUGCUGCAUUGAUCUACCCUUUUGCAGUUCCUUUACUAACGGUAAUAGUUCUGUGGAAGUAUUAUUACAAAAGGACUUUGGUAAAAGCUGUAAAUGACUCGCGAAAUAAGAAUGCAAAGAGCACGGAAGGGGAGGAACAAUCCAAGUCAAUAGUGAUGAGACAUGCGAUGAUAGCAAACAAAUGGACUCAAAACGCAAGUACUUCAAACAAGGAACAGCAUGCCAUCAAAUCACAAGGUGAACAUCUCGAAGUCAUUGAAGAACCAGACUCCAACGCUGACCACAGUGCGUCUACAAAAGAGGCACCCAACCCACAACACACCCAGUUGAUGAUAUUUGAAGAAAAUAACACAAAGGAGCAAGUAUUAGGAGACGGAAACCAGAAAAGAGAAAGUUCUAGUGAAACUACACCACCAAUCGUCGCAGGAAUGAGUUUCAUAUUUGAAAACUACGCAGAAAGUUGUUGGUUCUGGGAAACUAUUGAGAUGACCAGAAAGCUGUUGCUGAUGUCUUCUUUGGCUUUGAUCGGCGCAGAAGGACGAAACUCUCUUGGAGUUGCUUCUAUCCUUUCAGGCUGCUAUGCCAUCCUUCACGCUCACUUUAUGCCGAUUCCUGACAAGUUCGAGCAUGCUCUUCAGUUAACGUCACUUCUGGCAACAUUUGCUAACACGUGUAUUGGAAUGAUGCUCAAGAUAGACCAAAGUGCCUUGCUGGAUGCUGAUGCUAAGAUCAUGGAUUCCUUGAUCAUCACAGUACUCUUGGUGACUGCUAAUGUCAUGGUUACUGCUCUUGUUGUCGUAAAAUAUGCGAUUGCCAUUGGUCAAAGUAUAUAUUAUCUCAUCAAGAAUCCUCGUUGUUCUCUCUCUUGCUGCCUGUCAUUCAUGCUGACUAUUGAUGAGGUGCAAGGUGAAGCACGAAGUAUAAACGAUAACGACAACGCAUGGAAAAUGAAUACUCAGCUAAGUCAAGGAAAUGACUUUGAAGCGCCUGGCGUGAAAGAUGUGGCAGGAGAUCUAGGUUUAACCGCAGUUGAAAUUGGUGACGAGGACAAUGAAAAUGAAAAAGACCACCAAAAACAAAAAGAGAAGAAACAAGACCAUGAAUAAAAACACCGAUAUUGAAAAACCACACGAAGUAGAGUAGAAAUAGUACACCAAAAGUAUAAAGAACCCUGCUCUUAUCUCAAACACACAAAGUCGCAUAUUAGUUGUGAUAUAGGCUUUUUCAGGCAAACCGAGAUAAAACAUACAGUGUUUGUUAGUUAUAAUAACAUCAAGUGACAUAGUACAUAAACAUCACGAUUUCCAUAUAAAACGUGCAGAAAUAAUACAAAAUAGAUCAU